Sinocyclocheilus grahami is the source of this 404-nucleotide messenger RNA. Its product is annotated as C-C motif chemokine 3-like. The transcript is spliced from 3 exons. Gene Ontology annotation, molecular function: chemokine activity. Gene Ontology annotation, biological process: immune response. Bases 64 to 336 code for a protein of 90 amino acids. Gene Ontology annotation, cellular component: extracellular region. The record is from RefSeq and is a predicted model, not a curated record. Lineage: Eukaryota; Metazoa; Chordata; Actinopteri; Cypriniformes; Cyprinidae.
UUGACUCAGACAUCUGUAACAACUCAUUUUUAAAGCUUGAAGAUCAACUUCAGAUCAGAAACUAUGAGAGCAUCUUCUUUGUGUCUGGUGUUCGGGCUGGUCCUGCUGAUGGCCUGGACUUCUGAGGCUCAACCUGCUGCUCCUGCAGUCCCUGAGAGGUGUUGCUUCAAUUUUAUCGACUUUCAAAUUCCAGAGAAAAAAAUUGUGAGCGCUGUGAAGACAAGUUCAGAUUGCCCUUCCCCUGCCAUUGUGGUUACGACACCUAAAACCGAAUUUUGUGUGAAACCAGAAGAGGCUUGGAUAAGGACUUUUAUGGAGAAGCAGCUUAUGAAAUAAAAACACGACACAUUAUGCACAAAAUAAUACUGUUUCUGCUUUAUACAACUGUCCUUUCUUAAGAAACU